CUCCCACACGCUUUUUCACUCUGCGACCCAUAAGUCAGUUUCUCUUCUCAUUCUCUCUUGUUUUUCUUUUCCCCUCAAAACCAAUUCCCUCUCUUCCUUCACAGUCACACCACUUUCCCCACAACAAUGGCGGCCCCUACCUCCAGAUCCGUCCUCAUUCUCCUGUCGUUGCUUCUUUUGAUCACAUUCUCCGAAGUGGCUGAGGCUUAUGGACGCUCGAAUCUUCGUCCUUCAGAUUGCAAGCCGAAGUGUACUUACCGGUGCUCUGCAACUUCGCACAAGAAGCCAUGCAUGUUCUUCUGCCAGAAGUGCUGCGCUAAAUGCCUGUGUGUGCCUCCAGGUACGUACGGCAACAAGCAAUCCUGCCCUUGCUACAACAACUGGAAGACCAAGGAAGGAGGACCCAAAUGCCCUUGAAGAGAUCGGAUCUCUUUCCUUACAUUAUAUGAUCUACGACCUAUAAUAAGCAAUGUUAAGCUUUUUCAAGUAUUAUAUUAAGAUGAUGAUUAUGAUCUGCAGCGAUUUAAAUAGCUGAAUUUGGCUGUAGUUGAAGGGCACAUUCAGCAAUAUGGUGUUCCCUUCACGAGCUGAUACUGUUCUUAAUUGUAAUUUAGGAUCUGUCCAAUUUGCAGUGUUGCUGCUAUAUUCUUGAUUCUGCAGUUGCCAUCAGUUUUGGAAGCCAGAUUAUAUUGUUUGAUUA
This is a messenger RNA of Prosopis cineraria, 700 nucleotides long. Its product is annotated as protein RSI-1. The record is from RefSeq and is a predicted model, not a curated record. Bases 127 to 417 code for a protein of 96 amino acids. The transcript has 3 exons. Lineage: Eukaryota; Viridiplantae; Streptophyta; Magnoliopsida; Fabales; Fabaceae.